AUGGAGCGCCUGCUCCUGUGCCUGGCCCUCCUCGCUGGGCCCGUCGCCACCAUGCUGUGCCCCAAGCGCUGCACCUGCCAGAACCUCAUGCCCUCCUACACUGUUCUCUGCGCCAAGACAGGCCUGCUCUUCGUGCCGCCAAACAUUGACCGGCAGACGGCCGAGCUGCGCCUCAUGGACAACUUCAUCACCACCCUUCGUCACCGUGACUUUGCCAACAUGAGCAGCCUCAUCCACCUGACACUGUCGCGCAAUACCAUUAGCCAGAUCAAGCCGUAUGCCUUCGCCGACCUGCAGGACCUGCACGCCCUCCACCUGGACGCCAACCGGCUCACCAUGCUUGACGACACCCACUUCCAGGGCCUGGUCAACCUCAGGCACAUGAUCCUGGCCAACAACCAGCUGCACAGCAUCUCAGAGGGGGCCUUCCAGGACUUCCUGGAGACCCUGGAAGACCUGGACCUGUCCUACAACAACCUGGUGAACAUCCCCUGGGAGACCAUCGGCCUGCUGGCCAGUGUCAACACCCUCAGUCUGGACCACAACCUCAUAGAGAUGGUCCCCGAGGGCAUCUUCUCCAACCUGCACAAGCUGGCGCGUCUAGACAUGACCUCCAACAAGCUGAAGAAAAUCCCUCCAGAUCCCCUGUUCCUGAGGAUCCCAGUGUACGCUAAGCUGAAGGGUUCUCCACUCACAUCCCUGGUGCUGAGCUUCGGUGGGAACCCGCUGCACUGUAACUGCGAGCUAGUGUGGCUGAGGAGGCUGACCAGGGAAGACGACCUGGAGACCUGCGCCUCCCCCCGAGAGCUCGCCGGCAAGUAUUUCUGGACCAUCCGCGAGGAGGAGUUUGUGUGCGAGCCACCCAUGAUCACGCGGCACACCUCCAAGAUGUUUGUGAUGGAGGGUCAGGAGGUGAGCCUGCGUUGUAAGUCAGUGGGCGACCCGGAACCUUCCACGCAUUGGGUCAGCCCCGAGGGGAAGCUGAUUGGGAACACGUCCCGCACCAUCUGCUAUGAGAAUGGCUCGUUGGACAUCCUCACCACCACUGUGAAGGACUCUGGGAAGUUCACAUGCAUCGCAUCCAACGCCGCCGGCGAGGCUACGGCGCCCGUGGAGCUGGUGGUUAACCCCUCGCCACACUUUGACCACAAGCUGGAGCCCGAGCCUGGCCCCUCGGACAUCCCCACCUCCAUCAAGUCCAACGCCAGCGGGGGCCACGCCCGCACCGACCAUCAGAGGGUCAGUGUGUCGGAGCUGAGCUCGACCUCGGCCACCAUCCGAUGGCCCCCUCAGGACCACAUCCCGGGGGUCCGCAUGUACCAGAUCCAGUACAACAGCUCCUCCGACGACAUCCUCAUAUACAGGAUGAUCCCUGCAUCUCAUAAGUUCUUCCUACUCAGUGACUUGGCCACUCAACGGGAUUAUGACCUGUGUGUGCUGGCGGUGUACGACGAUGGCGUCACGGCCCUAACCGGCACCCGCCUGGUGGGCUGCGUGGCUUUCACCACAGAGCGCGAGUACCGUCAGUGCCGCUCCCUCCACGACCAAUUCCUGGGCGGCACCAUGAUCAUCGUGAUCGGCGGUAUCAUCGUGGCGUCCGUGCUUGUCUUCAUCUUCAUCCUCCUCAUGAAAUACAAGCUGCACAGCAACCAUUACAAGCAGAAGGCGGCACAUGUCAGCAACGUGUGCUCUCAGACCAACGGAGGCCAGGCGGCGGGCGGGGGAGGCACUCCCAUCCCCCCUUCCUCCUCAGGCUCGGCUAAUAAGCCCAUGCCUCCUGGCCCAGUGGACAGGGUAGGGCACGAGGGACCCCAUCAGGCCUCGGAAGGGGGCUUCGGAGGGCCCUUGAAAGGGACCACCGUAGUGGACUUGAACCCAGACUACGGGAAGUCAGUGAAGGACGAGGAUGCUAUAUCACAAUAA
Salvelinus namaycush (lake trout) is the source of this 1923-nucleotide messenger RNA. Its product is annotated as leucine-rich repeat and fibronectin type III domain-containing protein 1-like protein. Gene Ontology annotation, molecular function: protein binding. The record is from RefSeq and is a predicted model, not a curated record. The coding region runs from base 1 to 1923 and encodes 640 amino acids. NCBI's taxonomy places the organism in Eukaryota, Metazoa, Chordata, Actinopteri, Salmoniformes, Salmonidae. The transcript has 2 exons.